This is a messenger RNA of Chenopodium quinoa (quinoa), 978 nucleotides long. Its product is annotated as probable serine/threonine-protein kinase PBL7. Bases 1 to 978 code for a protein of 325 amino acids. Gene Ontology annotation, biological process: protein phosphorylation. The record is from RefSeq and is a predicted model, not a curated record. NCBI's taxonomy places the organism in Eukaryota, Viridiplantae, Streptophyta, Magnoliopsida, Caryophyllales, Amaranthaceae. The transcript is spliced from 5 exons. Gene Ontology annotation, molecular function: protein kinase activity; ATP binding.
AUGAGGAUUAAGUAUUAUGCACUUAGAGAAGCUGAGCAAGAGAAAGAAGUGAAGCUGAUUCAUUGUCCUACUGAGUUCCAGCUCGCUGACAUUUUGACCAAGGCUUUACCAAAAAGCAGAUUUGAGUUUCUCAGACUCAAGCUUGGUAUGAUGGCGAAAAGUCUCAAGGAGGAGUAUGUGAAAUCAGGUAGAGUAAUGGGCAGAGGUGCAUUGAGUUAUGUAUUUAGAGGUAGAGUUGGGUUUUUGAGAACAGCAGUGGCAGUAAAGAGGUUAGAUAAAGAAGAUAAGGAGAAUACCAAGGCUUUUUGUAGAGAGUUGAUGAUUGUAAGUUCUCUUGAACGUCCAAACGUUGUUCCUCUUUUGGGAUUUUGUAUUGAUCCAGAGGAAGGCCUGUUCUUGGUUUACAAAUAUGUGUCCAGUGGAAGCCUAGAGCGACAUUUGCACGGUAAGAAGAAGAGUGGGAAGGGUUUCGCGUCGCUUUCAUGGUCUGCAAGGUAUAAGGUUGCUGUAGGAAUUGCAGAAGCUAUUGCAUAUCUACAUAAUGGAACUGAAAAAUGUAUUGUUCAUAGAGAUAUAAAUCCCUCCAAUAUUUUUCUAUCUUCCAAGAAAAGGCCAAAGCUAUGUGAUUUCGGAUUAGCAACAUGGACUGCAGCACCAUCAGUCCCUUUCCUUUGCAAAACUGUGAAAGGAACAUUUAAAUAUUUGGCUCCUGAGUACUUCCAACACGGGAAGGUAACCGAUAAAACUGAUGUUUAUGCCUUUGGAGUUGUCCUUUUAGAGUUUAUAACAGGCCGAAAACCAAUAGAAUCAUCAAGGCCAUCCGGAGAAGAGAACCUGGUUCAAUGGGUAUGUGACAUUACCUUGCCAAUACUGUUAUGUGAUAGACAAGAAAGAGCACUUAAUGUGAGAUUUCCAUGUCCAGGACAAAUGAUAGUUCCAAUUGCUGAACUACAGAACAAAAAGGUAGCGGAUAGAUAA